CGCUAUUUAUUAUUAUUUUUUUUUUUACAAACGACUUUCGGUAAUAUGUUUAAUUUUGGCUUCCAUGGCAACCCGGAAAUGACGUUCAUAAACAAGGAAACGUAGAGGAAGUUCAGACAUCAGCCGUGUAAACCUCUUGCCAGUUCUUCGUGCAAACGCAGACAUAGUCAACAAUGGAGGGUUUAUCCAAAGGUCAGAGAACAGAGGAAACGCCCAAAAGUGAUGCUGCAUCUAAAACAUCUGUUGCUGCACAAGUGCCAUUUCUUGACCUGUGCACUGUUCUUGAGAAUAUCCAGAAAGCCAAAGCUCGACCAGACAAGUCCAAAUGUUUAAAAGAUUUCAUAGAUUCAUGGAGAAGGUUUCAUGCAGCUCUACACAAAGAUAAUCCCAGCACUACAGAUUCAUUUUACCCGGCCAUUCGUCUUAUUGUUCCUUCUUACGAAAGGGAGAGAAUGGCCUAUGGUAUCAAAGAAAACAUGUUAGCCAAGCUCUACAUUGAGGUCUUGGGUCUUCCAAAAUCUGGGCCAGAGGCCAAUAAACUUCUCAAUUACAGAGCCCCUACUACAUCCAAAGGAGAAUCUGGAGACUUUGCCCUUACAGCUUACUUUGUCCUCAAAAAGAGAUGCACAAGUAAGGGUAAUCUAAGUAUCAAAGAGGUCAAUGACUUCUUGGAUUCAGUAGCUAUGAAUAAUACGAGCAAACAGAAAGACCUUGUGAAGAAAAGCCUUUUACAUUUGAUUACUCAAAGCUCAGCACUGGAACAGAAGUGGCUUAUUCGUAUGAUCCUGAAAGACAUGAAACUUGGGAUUAGCAAGGAAACUGUUCUCCAGGUUUUUCACUCAGAUGCUCCAGAGCUCUACAAUGUCACUACAGACUUGGCCAGGGUGUGCAGACAGCUACAUGACCCCUCUGUUUCCUUGAACGAGGUAUCCGUCAGUCUGUUUUCUGCAUUCAGACCCAUGCUUGCGGCUGUUGCCAACAUCCGCCAAGUGGAGAAACAGAUGGGGAACCAUAUUUUCUAUAUUGAGACCAAGCUGGACGGUGAGCGGAUUCAACUUCAUAAGGAUGGGGAUGUAUACAAGUACUACAGUCGUAACUCGUUUGAUUACACACAACAGUUUGGGUCUUCACCACUAGAGGGUUCCCUAACACCGUAUAUCCACAAUGUCUUUAAAUCCCAUGUUAUCAAUUGCAUCUUGGAUGGAGAGAUGAUGGCUUAUAACCCCACCACUGAGACCUUCAUGCAAAAAGGCAGCAAAUUUGAUGUCAAGCGCUUGGUGGAUGACUCUGAUUUGCAGGCAUGCUUUUGUGUGUUUGACGUCCUGCUUGUUAAUGACCAGAAGUUUGGAAAUGAGCCUCUCGUGAAGCGUUAUGACACUCUCCAGACAGUCUUCACACCCAUCAAAGGCCGGAUCCAGCUGGUACAGUACACUGAAGCCAAAACCAGACAGGAAGUAAUAAAUGCCCUCAACGAAGCUAUUGACGACCGUGAAGAAGGCAUCAUGGUCAAAGACCCCAUGUCCAUUUAUAAGCCAGAUAAACGUGGCGAAGGCUGGCUGAAGAUCAAACCUGAAUAUGUUGAUGGCUUGAUGGAUGAAUUGGAUCUGCUAAUAGUGGGAGGCUACUGGGGAAAAGGCAGACGGAGCGGAAUGUUGUCCCACUUUCUCUGUGCUGUUGCUGAAACUCCAAGUCCUGGAGAGAAGCCAACAGUGUUCCAUACACUCUGUCGAGUUGGAUCAGGCUACACCAUGAAGGAGCUCUAUGAACUUGGCUUGAAAUUGGCCAAACACUGGAAAGUUUAUCGCAAGAGUAGCCCUCCGGCUGGCAUUUUAUGUGGAACAGAGAAGCCAGAGGUUUACAUCGAGCCAAGAAACUCUGUGAUCAUUCAAGUCAAAGCGGCAGAGAUUGUUACCAGUGACAUGUACAAAACCAACUGCACUCUGCGCUUCCCCAGGAUCGAGAGGAUCCGAGAGGACAAAGAAUGGUAUGAGUGCAUGACCUUGGAUGAGCUAAGUCAGUUUCGUGAUAAAGCCUCUGGCAAGCUGGCAUCCAGGCACCUUUACUUCCAAGAAGACGAGCUGCAAAAGAAGAAACGCAAACUCACAUCCAAGCCCAAAAAGACCAUUGACAUAGUUGGCCACUUCAAAUCCCAAGACCUGACGACAGUCACUAAAGAGACCGACAUGUUCGAAGAUGUGGAAUUCUGUGUGAUGAGUGGAAGCAGCAUGCAUUCCAAAGCCGAGCUUGAGAAGGCUGUGGCCCGUUGUGGAGGCAUCGUAGUGCAGAACCCUGGAAAGGACACGUACUGCGUGAUUGCAGGCAUUGAAAAUGUGCGGGUGAAGAACCUUAUCGGUUCAAACCAACAUGACAUAGUAUGGGCAUCCUGGCUCCUGGAAUGUCUGGACAGGAAACAGGUGCUACCAUGGCAACCACAACACAUGAUCCACAUGUCACCUUCAACAAAGGAACACUUUGCAAAAGAGUAUGAUUGCUAUGGUGACAGUUACUACGUCGACACCGAUGAGAAGCAGCUGAGGGAUGUCUUUAGCAGGAUGGGGCCGGUUGAGGUGGGCGCAGUAUCCAUAGCUUCAAUAGAGCAGAACUAUGGCUUGGAUGACCUGCCCACUAGCAUGUUCAGACCUUACCGUGCCUACUUCGAUGCAUGUGCUGUAAUCGGAAAUCCAGAAACUCUUAUUAUGAAUACGUGUCUGGACUUUCGUGCUCUGGAGUUUCGCUUUCAUGGGGGCAUCGUAGCAGAAAAACUAGAAGAAGGCAUCUCACAUGUGGUUGUGGAGGGAGAUGGUAGAUUGUUGGAGCUAAAGACACACAGACGCCUCUUUACUAAGAAGUUUAAGAUCAUUCAAGAAACAUGGGUGUCCGAUUCUAUUAAAGCAGGUCACGUACUUAAUGACAACGAUUACCUUGUAUAAGGCAGAGACGACUGCAUGAUGUGACACAUCACUUUAUUAUCUCAGAAUAAUCUUCAUCCCCACCAUUACUGAUGCUAAAACGAUGUCGCAUCUGGUCGUCUGUCUGCUUUGACUGCAAAGAAUUUUAAGGAAUAGAAAAAUCAUUGUUUAGCUAUUGUAUUUUAACUAUAGUUUUAUUAAUUUUUUAACAAUCGAAGAUUUUAGAUGAUGCUGUUUAUUUAGACAGAUAUGUUCUCAUGUAUGCAAGUCACUAAUUUUUAAUGGAGAACAACACUAGGAUAACAAGGACAUUUUAGUUUUUUUUUCCCGGAAGACUUUUGGAGAAUAAUAAUAAAUAAACACGUUUUAAUCUAUAACUGUAUAACUGUAAUUAUUGUUGUGAAUAAAGAUCAGAAAGAUGCCUUAAGAA
This is a messenger RNA of Tachysurus fulvidraco (yellow catfish), 3339 nucleotides long. RefSeq names its product ligase IV, DNA, ATP-dependent (gene lig4). Gene Ontology annotation, molecular function: ATP binding; DNA binding; DNA ligase (ATP) activity. The record is from RefSeq and is a predicted model, not a curated record. The transcript has 2 exons. Gene Ontology annotation, cellular component: DNA-dependent protein kinase-DNA ligase 4 complex; DNA ligase IV complex. NCBI's taxonomy places the organism in Eukaryota, Metazoa, Chordata, Actinopteri, Siluriformes, Bagridae. Gene Ontology annotation, biological process: DNA biosynthetic process; nucleotide-excision repair, DNA gap filling; immunoglobulin V(D)J recombination. Bases 174 to 2930 code for a protein of 918 amino acids.